Molecule: messenger RNA, 1302 nt
Organism: Labrus bergylta (ballan wrasse)
Lineage: Eukaryota; Metazoa; Chordata; Actinopteri; Labriformes; Labridae
Source: RefSeq, a predicted model, not a curated record
AGGUUUUUUGCACUUUGAACGUGCAGAGCCCUCUUGGAUUUCCACAGACGUCGAACAGGAUUUGGUUUUCUCUGUGCAACAAAUGCCCUCCCUGCAUGUAAUCACAGAAGCUCAGUCUGAGGUGAUCGUUCCAUCUCAGCCAGUAGUUUCAUUGGUGGGUGAAGACGUUGUUCUGCCAUGUCACCUGGACCCCUUCAUGAAUGCUUUCGACAUGUUUCUUGAGUGGGCGAGACCUGACCUGAACCCCAGAUUUGUCCUUUUGUGGCGUCAAGGCGAAGAACUGAAGACUAAAAAACAUCCGUCCUUCAGGGGAAGAACAUCAGUGUUCAUCGAUGAGCUGGAGAAGGGAAACAUUUCACUGAAACUCUCCAAAGUUAAAGUCUCUGAUGAGGGAGGAUACAAAUGUGUCAUGUCUGCAUUGUCAAAAGCCUCUUCUGUUCAGCUUGUUGUAGGUUCUGUCUCCUCACCUGUUGUUCAGAUGAUCAAAAACAACAGUGGAGUGUUGUUAGAGUGUGAGUCUGCAGACUGGUAUCCAGAGCCAGAGAUGUUUUGGCUGGACGGCGAGGGAAACCUCCUCUCUGCUGAACCCACUGAGACAGCCAGAGGUCCUGAUGGUCUCUACACUGUCAGCAGCAGAGUGACUGUGGAGAAGAGACAUGGGAGGAAGUUCACCUGUAGAGUCACACAGAGCAAGAUCAACCAGACCAGAGAGAAGCACCUCACUAUUCCAGAUCAUCUCUUCAUGUUCCCCAGCACUGUUGUUAUCAGCACUGUGAUUGGCUGUGCUGCUUUGCUGUUCAUUCCUGCGAUCAUCUUUGUUGUGUGGAGACGGAGACUAAAGAAAUUCACCCGAAUGUGCGUCUUACGUACACUGAAGCACGACGUCCAAACUCUGUCCAAACAGCUGCUCCUGACUGGUCUGAUGAUUUUCUGGCAUGUUUGAUAUUUUGGUCGUUCGACUGCACACACUCGCAGAGCAGGGGCGUGUCCAGACUUUUUUGACUGGGGUGGCCCACCUGGGGCACUAACCUAUGCAGGGGUGGCAUAAAGAGUGAUAUGCAGACAAGCACACACAAAUAUAAAUUUGUAUCUUCUCAAACCUCACCAAUAAUAUAGACGUUAUAACAUUAUUGACAAAAAAAAUAAGAUUUAUGUUCAAAACCACAAUUUAACAUACUUUAAAAUUGUAUGCUCCUGCACAGUCUAACUUGCAAUAAUGCAAUUAUUACAAUGUUACAAUUCACUUAGCAGACACUUUUAUCCAAAGCGACAUACAUCAGAGAGUAAGUACAACACUAAUCC